AUGGCGACAGAUCCAUCCAAGUACAAGCUCAACCACUCCAUGAUCCGGAUCAAGGAUCCGAAGCGCUCUGUCCAAUUCUAUGAGUUCCUUGGAAUGAAGCAGAUCAACCAGAUCAAGAACCCCGACGCCAAGUUCGACCUUUACUUCCUCGCAUACGAUAGCCCGAAGGCCGUUUCGCACGGCAACCACUGGACCGACCGCGAGGGAAUUGUCGAGUUGACGCACAACUACGGCACCGAAGACGAUCCGAAUUACAAGAUCAGCAAUGGCAACACGGAACCACACAAGGGCUUCGGCCACCUCUGCAUCUCGGUGGACAACCUACAGGCAGCUUGCCAGAGGCUAGAGGAUGCGGGUUACAAGUUCCAGAAGAAGCUCACAGACGGUCGCAUGCGCCACAUCGCGUUUGUGCUCGACCCUGAUGGCUACUGGGUGGAGGUCAUUGGCCAGAAGCCACUGGAGGAGACCGAGAACGUCAAGGACACCGAUACAGGCUCGUACCGCAUGAACCACACCAUGAUCCGUGUCAAGGACAAGGAGGCCUCACUUAACUUCUACCAAGACGUCAUGGGCAUGAAACUUAAGCGCACGUCUGAGAAUGAAAGUGCUGGCUUCAACCUAUAUUUCCUCGGAUACGGUCCCGAUGCAUCCGAAAACACCGCAAACGGCGUCAACCCGGUAGCAAACACCGAAGGCCUGCUUGAGCUGACCUAUAACUACGGAACCGAGAAAGACGCAAACUUCAAGUACCACAACGGCAACGAUGAGCCCCAAGGAUUCGGCCACAUCUGCAUUGCUGUCGACGACCUCGACGCCGCGUGUGCUCGGUUCGAAGAGAAGAAGGUCAACUGGAAGAAGAGGCUUACUGACGGACGCAUGAAGAACAUUGCUUUCGUACUAGAUCCCGAUGGUUACUGGAUCGAGGUAGUGCAGAACGAGAAGCUCAAGACACGUAGCAAUUGGUACUUCGCCAAAUUGACCCUGCAGCAGCGGCGCUCACCCCGUGGGGUAGAAGGAGUGCGGGGUAAACCUAGCCAACAGUGCCCGAAAGAACAACUCAAACCGAUACCCGUCAACAUGGCUAUUCUCAUGCACACAGCGAGACGGAAGAUCUUGAUACCAGAAAAGGUCUCACCAGAUGGACUGGCAUUACUGAAAGACCAAUUCGAUGUAGAUGAGAAGAAAGGACUGAGUCCAGAAGAGCUUGAGGAAAUCAUCGGCGAAUAUGACGCCCUCAUCGUACGGUCGGAGACGAAGGUGACGGCAGAGCUUAUGAGUCGCGCUAGAAACAUGAAAGUCGUUGCACGUGCUGGAGUCGGUGUUGACAAUGUUGACGUUCAAUUCGCGACUACACAAGGUAUCAUUGUGGUGAACUCACCUUCUGGAAACAUCAAUGCUGCUGCGGAACACACCAUUGCGCUGAUGAUGGCUGUGGCUCGCAAUAUCGGAGAUGCAUCUCAAAGUAUCAAAGCUGGGAAAUGGGAGCGAAGUCGACUGGUGGGUGUGGAGGCAAAAGGCAAGACUCUGGCCAUUGUCGGCCUGGGAAAAGUCGGUCUCACAGUGGCUCGUAUUGCCAAUGGUCUGGGCAUGCGUCUGAUAGCCUACGACCCCUAUGCAAACCCGAACCUGGCUGCAGCAGCGUCAGUAGCCCUCCGCCCAAGUCUAGCUGAGAUCCUGAAAGAGGCCGACUUCCUGACUCUACAUACUCCGUUGAUAGCCUCGACUAAAGGCAUGAUCGGCAAGGCCGAACUAGAGACGAUGAAGCCAACAGCCCGCAUCCUCAACGUAGCACGCGGCGGCAUGAUCGACGAAGACGCUCUCAUCGAAGCUCUAGACGCUGGUGUCAUUGCUGGAGCAGGUAUCGACGUAUUCACCUCCGAACCUCCCGAGCAAAACUCAUCAGCAUCCCGCCUAAUCGCGCACCCAAAAGUCGUAGCAACGCCCCACCUCGGCGCCUCGACCAAAGAAGCCCAAGAAAACGUGUCCAUCGACGUCUGCGAACAAGUCGUCUCAAUCCUCAGCGGCGAACUCCCCCGCUCAGCCGUCAACGCACCCAUCGUCCUCCCCGACGAAUACCGCACCCUCCAACCCUUCAUCAGCCUCGUCGAGAAGAUGGGCAGCCUGUACACCCAACACUACUCCUCCGCGAAAACCGGUUCUUUUCGUACAACCUUCGAUCUCAUCUACGAAGGCAAGCUCGCCACGAUCAACACCACGAAACCGCUCUUCGCGGCGUUGGUUAAGGGACUGCUCACGCCCAUUACCUCGAGCGACGGCCUAAACAUUAAUAUUGUGAAUGCUGAACUGUUGGCUAAAGACCGCGGCAUCCUCAUAAACGAACAGCGCUCCCGCGAAAACGUAGAAGACAAACCCUACUCCUCCUUCAUCACCCUGCGCGCCCGCGCUUCACGCUCUGUAUCGCAACAACCACAUUCCCGGAACGCAUCUCCCUCCGCUGCCCGCGCCCUCCAACCUACCAAUCUCCCUUCUUCCUCCUCCUCUUCUUCUUCCUCCUCCUCCGACCAAAUAAUCCAAGGCUUCGUCUCCGGCAACAAACCCUUCAUCUCGCGCCUCGACAAAUUCAAAGGCGAAUUCGUGCCCCGUGGCACGCUGCUCAUCUGUCGCAACUUUGAUUCGGUGGGUAAGAUUGGGUAUGUGGGGAAUUUGUUGGGGAAGGCGGGGGUGAAUAUUGAGUUUAUGAAUGUGGCGCCGUUGGAUGGGGAGGUGGAGGAACGGUUGGCUGAGGGGAAUGGCAACGGAGGGAAUGGAGGGGAUGGAAAUGGGAAUGGGGUGGAGGGAGGAAGGGAGGGGAGUAAUGAGGCGUUGAUGAUUUUGGGGGUCGAUAAGAUGGUUGGGGAGGAUGUGCUCAAGGCGUUGAUUGGGGAGGAGGGGGUGCUGGAGGCUAGUGUUGUGAAUUUUUGA
Molecule: messenger RNA, 2922 nt
Organism: Alternaria triticimaculans
Lineage: Eukaryota; Fungi; Ascomycota; Dothideomycetes; Pleosporales; Pleosporaceae
Exons: 8
Coding region: 1-2922 (973 amino acids)
Biological process (GO): L-serine biosynthetic process
Molecular function (GO): lactoylglutathione lyase activity; phosphoglycerate dehydrogenase activity; NAD binding
Source: RefSeq, a predicted model, not a curated record